Messenger RNA from Oryzias melastigma (Indian medaka), 2667 nucleotides. RefSeq names its product tuftelin 1b (gene tuft1b). Bases 87 to 1364 code for a protein of 425 amino acids. Gene Ontology annotation, biological process: intracellular signal transduction. The record is from RefSeq and is a predicted model, not a curated record. NCBI's taxonomy places the organism in Eukaryota, Metazoa, Chordata, Actinopteri, Beloniformes, Adrianichthyidae. The transcript has 12 exons. Gene Ontology annotation, cellular component: intracellular anatomical structure.
GUGACCUCCCAGCGCCCCCGUCAGCUGACCUCCUGGCUGCUUCUGCUCUCGCGGCUCAUCAGCUCAUAAACAUUCACAGCCUCAGAAUGAGGAAGAUUUCCUCUGGAAGCGUUCCUCAGUCUGAGCUCUGCAUCAGCAUCACAGGCUGCAGCCGGGCCCGCUGGGGCCGGCAUGGCUCUGUAACCGGAGCGGGACGGGCUGGGCGGCGCCGGCCUCGCCCUGCCUUGAAAGGCAAACAGCCGUGCUUAGUCACGCAGAGAGCGUCUGGAUCCCGGCGGCUGAUCACCGGCGACUCUGCUCAGGGACCUGUUAAGCUCCGCCUCCCUCAGCAGACUCAGGAACUGCCUCUCCGCAGCUCCGACCCGCUCAGAAGCAAGAAACAGGAGAGCAGCAUCGCCGUCGUUCUUCCUCAGACCGUCCAGAACCAGAACGGCCGCGGUCCUGCAGAGGAAAACACUGAAGUCAUUAAGGUCUACCUGGAGUCCAGACUCAGGAGUCCUGGGAGUGUCAGGAUGCUGACCGAUGAGGUGUCGCAGAUUCAGGAGGUCAGGUACUGUCUGAAGACUCUGAGGGAGCAGAUGGCCGCCAGACAAAACAACAACAACAACAACAACAAGUUUCCUGCUAACGUUCUCAGACUGACCCCCGGUGACCCCCCAGCCGCCCCCGACUCCCUGGACUCAAAUGUGUCUGUCGGGGACGACCAGCAGGAGAGCUCGAGGCUCAGGGAGGUGACCAGGCGUCUGUAUGCGCGGCUGAAGGAGGCGGAGUCACGCCAUCAGGAGGAGAAGGACCGACUGCAGGCGGAGUCCAGCGAGCUCCGUGACCUCCUGGCGGAGCGGUCGGAGCGUCUGCAGAAAGCCGAGCAGACGUCGAGGGAGAAGCAGCAGCGGGUGGAGGAGCUGCAGACACUGCUGCACAGCACGCAGCAGGAGAGCAGCCACCUGAAAGACAAGGUGGCUGAGAAAGAGGCGGAGCUCCUGAAGCUGAAAACGAGUGAAGAGGAGCAGAGGUGUGCAGAGCUGGAGAAGGAGCUGUCCGUCCUGAAGGAGAAGAAUCACCACCUGGACGACAUGCUGAAGAGUCAUCAGAGGAAGGUCCGCAGCAUGAUCGAGCAGGUGCAGAACUCAAAGAUGCUGCUCCAGGACAGAGAUCAGGUCAUCAGGGAUCUGGAGGAGAGGGUGGCGUUCCUGGACGCCGAGAACAGGGAACUCCACGACCACAUGGACUUCUUCCUGAACGGACACGAGGCUCCUCCUUCCUCUGACGGCAAGCCAGAUGUUGUCUACAGCAAACCGCUGACGCCGACCGCACACGGCAGCAAGCCGCUGCCGUACAUCAAAGUCAUCGAGAUCCAGCCCUGACCGCCGCGGCAGAAAUAACCUGUAAAUAUGUAUUUAUCCACCUGGAAGACGAGUCCCUCCGGAUGUGGGAGGGAUUGCUUUUGGAGCGCAGCAGGAAGUCCUGAAGAGGAAGCAGGGAUGGAUGUGGAAAACAUUUGAUGUUCUUAGAAACGUCGGAGCUGUCAGACUCCCAAACCUUCAGACUCCAUUUAAAUCUGUUCUGCAGAACCCAGAAGGAUCUCUUUUCUUUCAGGAUGAGAAAACGUUGGACAGCAGCAGCUCAUGGCGGCAUUCCGUGGAUUUUUCUCCAUGGAUCCGUCUCACUGUGGAGUUAUUGACCCCAAAAGGUUCAGAAACAAUCUGUAAGAGUGAUGAGCUGCAAGUAUUUCCUCAGAAUGAUUCUUUAUGUGAACGUCUGACGGCUUUAACCUUUAACUACCCAAAAAAGAAAAAAAAAACACCAAAAAAGGUUUUUUUCUGCUGAUUAUGUCUUGGUACGGAGCCCCUAAAGGGACAAAGUAAAACAUGAAGUAAAAAAAUGUGUUUUUCCAAAAAUACUUAGAGGCUCUGUAAAAAAACUCAAGUAAUGAAAACAAGUUGUGGUUAGUAACCAGAACUAAAUCAAAAAAGGUAACUGGUGCACAAUAGAUGUUUUUUUUUCUCUAAAAAUUGAAUACAUUUUUUUUCUGGUUGCUAAUUGAUGUGCACCAGUUACUGAUAUACAUCCGUUACUCACCUAAAUUAUUUUUUAUUAUUAUUUCAGUUUUUGUAAAACUUCUUUUUCCUUCUAUUUCCCUUCAGAGGCUCCGUACCUCGAGGAGUUAUGCACACAAUCAAUAUUUUUAAAAACAGGUUUUCUAAAUGUUUCCCACCGUUUGGUUGAGCAGGCAGUUAAAGGGUUAAAGUUAAAUUGUUUUUAAUGAGCUGCCGUUUUCUCAUUCUCUUAGGGAUUAAUCAUCGAUGAAGGUCUUAACAUAUUUAUCAAAACUGCUCUAAUCUAAAUAUAUUUAAGCCUUUGAAUGGCGGCGUGUUGUAAAUAAUUGGCUUGUUUCAGCUUCCCAGAGGAUUUCCUGCUCACAAACAUCCGGUGAUAAUAUUUGACAUCAGAAACGAGUAAAACAGUUUUUACUGUGAAAUCCUUCAUUCAAAUUGUUUAUUCUCUUCACUAAACUGCCAAAUUCGGACUCUUCUUCCUGUUUGUUCGGGUCUGUUGUUAAAAUAUUACAAAUGUUUAUAUUUUAUUUCACUGUGAAGCUUUUAGAACUUUGUUGCAAGAAUUCUUUAAUAUAUUUGGACAAAAAUCCGAUUAAAACCAAUAAUAUAU